AUGGGGUGGGUUAUGAGUGAGCAUUUGAGUGGGGGCAGAUUGGUGGAAAAGUCUGGACUGUGGCGGCUGCCGGAGACGGUGGUGAUAGCCAUAGGUGGGAGGGCGGGAGUGAGGGCCGUGCUGCUCCACCACAGUCUCCGCAACACUGUCCACGCCCUCUACCUCGCCCUCAACCACGAUGCCUCAAUCCACGCCCUCACCCAUGCCUUCUUCCACGCAGUGCACGACUCUCCACUCCAAACUUAUUUAUGCCUCAGGUGGCUCCUGGUCGAGGAAGCAGCUUCAAUAAACAGUGGCGUGAGGGUGUACAGGCGGUGUCUAUACUGCAACAACGGGGAAGCUGACGCCCAACUCGUCCACAAUAUGAACAUCAACUCAUUCGACCUUCCCUGGGACGACCUUUUCCAAGAAGAACCCUUUCAAGACUUUAUGGGCAACAAAAUGAAAAUAGUAACACCUUCACCCUACUUCCCAUACGUGGACUACCAGCGAGUGAGCGAGGCCCCGGGCACAGCCGUCCUGCUGGUGGACUGCCUUGAUGCCCGGCUCAUCCACACCUUCGCUGACAAGCUCAACUUCACCUUCAACGUUCAGGAGGAUAUGAACCGCACCUUGGGCGUGGAGAGGAACGGCUCCUUCAGCGGCAUGAUAGGUCUCCUCCAGCGGGAGGAGAGGGAGUUCUCCACCAUUUCAGCACCAACGGCAAAGCGCCUCAAAGCUGUGGAUUAUUUAAUGAGUUAUCCCUCUGAUCCUUUCAUUAUUGCCUCCCUCAAGCCGACGCUGCUGCCAAAAAGCCUGGCUCUCGUACGUCCCUUUACAGGUGAGCUAUGGGUGACCCUGCUGGUGAGUGUGGUGGCGUGGGGCGUGACUCUGUGGCUGCUGCAGAGAGCGUGGCAGUGGGUGGCUGGAGGGCGUCCGGUGGGACUUGUCACAUCUCUCAUGUACGGCUAUGGAGCUCUCCUGCAAAACCUGCCUUCAGACCCCUCUGCCAGCAUCUCUGGCAGGAUGUUGGUGGGGUGGUGGCUUGUGUUCUGCUUGAUAGUCACUACAGGGUUCAGUUCCUCUUUGAUGGCUCACCUUACUGUACAAGGCAGGUCCCGGCCACUAGAGACCUUCGAGGACCUGGUGACCCAGCCAGGAUGGAGGUGGGGAACUGUUUCCUGGAUGCUGACGGAAGCGGUUGUUGAUUACUUCGUGAAGCAUCCAAAUCCUGCAGUUAAUCAAGUUUAUCAUAAAAUGGAGGUCAUAGAGGAGGACGAGGCGCUGAAGAAGGUGCUGGCAGGGAAAUUUUCUUUCAUAAGUUUCAAGAACUUCGUCACCGUGAACGUGGCAACUCACUUCACGGACGAGAGGGGCAACAAUCCCUUCCACACCAGCAGAGGCAUUCCCAUGUUUGCUGCCUUCGGAUGGUGCAUCAGGUGA
Messenger RNA from Procambarus clarkii (red swamp crayfish), 1422 nucleotides. The record is from RefSeq and is a predicted model, not a curated record. NCBI's taxonomy places the organism in Eukaryota, Metazoa, Arthropoda, Malacostraca, Decapoda, Cambaridae.